Molecule: messenger RNA, 3647 nt
Organism: Vigna angularis (adzuki bean)
Lineage: Eukaryota; Viridiplantae; Streptophyta; Magnoliopsida; Fabales; Fabaceae
Exons: 2
Coding region: 327-3500 (1057 amino acids)
Cellular component (GO): intracellular membrane-bounded organelle
Source: RefSeq, a predicted model, not a curated record
CAAACAGACCCGAAAACUUCUACUUCAAUUCAAUUCAAUUAAAGUCUUUCAUCUUACGUUAAAGUCCACUGUUGCUUCUUCUUCUGUCUUCCUAUUUCCUAAUCCAAAUCGAAUAAUUUUUUCACUGUCAAUUGUUGAUCUGUGUCUGAUUCAGAUUUUCUCUGAGACUGUGAUCUGUGGUUGAUUUUCGUGUGCUGCCUGCAUUUUCACGCGUAGUGGAUGUAAUGGAGUUCGAUUUUUCAUUGAAUCUUGGCAAAAAAACCAUUUGGGUCAUUUAGUUUUCGGGAUUUGUCAGGAAAAGUGAUAAACUUUCAUCACCAGGAAUCAUGAAGUUUCUAUUUUCAGCCAUUGUUAUCCUUUGGUGUGUUUGUGAUCUGUUGGUGGUCCAUGUUCUCGCAAAUUCACGUUUCCCUGAGGAAAUGUAUAGUUUUGAUAGGAACCCCCAGGUGACUUAUAAGUAUGAUCGCAUGAGUGAAGUUCAGAAACAGUGUGCAUCUGUGUUGUCUGCUUCAUCUGAAUUGAGAUAUGAAUAUAGUGUUACUGGUAUGAAAGGAGAGUUUUCUUUUGUGAAUGGGGAUUGGAGGCAGGAUGGGGGUAAGUUUCCCAUAAUGCCAUUUGAUGCAAGCAUAUCUCCUGGAACCUUGUCUGAAGAUCGUGCUUCAAUGAACUUGGUCUCUUUUUGGGUUUCGGAUGUUGAUCUUGACCACCGCUUGAAGAAGUCAAUUCCUAUCAAUGGUUUCAUGGUGAUUGGCAUUACUAGAGAUGGCAAUUUUGUGGACAAUGCAUUUGAUGGGAAUCCUGAGUUUCGUUUAUGGCCCAGCCAUUCUCAGCUUUCAAUCUCCUUUCAAGGGAUUUACACCGAAUCAAAGAAAAAUGGUGGGGAAAGGGUAUUGUGUUUGUUAGGGAACACUAUGCUUCCUACUCGAGAGGCUGACCCUGCCAACCCGUGGUCAUGGAUGAAGAAUCCGGGUGAUAUACCGUUGUCAGAAGAUGAUCAAAUUCUGCUUGUUCUUCGGUAUCCAUUGUCAUUCACAUUAACAAACAGGAUAAUCAAUGGAGAGCUAAAAAGCUUGAACCGGGAGUCCAAUUCUAAAUACUUUGAUGUUGUUCACAUGUUAUCACAGUUGGGCAAGUCAGCAAAGUACACAUAUGGCUCACAACAGAUUGUAUCUAAAGCAUGCAAUCCGUACCCUGUUAAAGAUAACCUGACGGAUGAUGGCACUGUUGUCUACAAAGGGGCAAGGUUUUGUGAAAUCCUUGAAGAAAUUACUAGAGAAAAACCUUUGUCUGUGGUGUCAAACUGGAGAUGUAAUGGCACAGAUGAUUUCUGCAGUAAAUUAGGUCCUUUUUUGUCAGAUAAGGAAAUCAAAUCAACGGAUGGAGGCUUUCAAGGCGUUAAACUUUAUAUGCAGGAUGUUAUCUGUAGUCAAGAAGCUAGCAAGAGUAAUACUGGUUCUACUAGGGUAUCAACUGUUUUCAGAGCCAUUUCUCCAUCAGAGAAUGAGUAUACUGCAGCAAAAAGAUCUGGGCCUAGCAACACGUCUCUUGCUGCCGAAGGGAUUUGGAAGUCUUCUAGUGGACAGCUUUGCAUGGUUGGUUGCCUAGGAGUUGUUGAUGCCAAAGGGAGUAGCUGUAAUACUCGGAUCUGUAUGUAUAUUCCUACCACUUUUUCCUUAAAGCAACAUAGUAUUAUUUUGGGAACUUUGUCUCCCAUUAGUAACAGUAGUGCCUUCUUUCCCCUGUCGUUUGAGCAACUUGUGCUACCUUCAGAACUCUGGAACUAUUUCAAGCUCACUAACCCACAUUACAGUUACUCCAAAACUACUUUGGCUGGUGCUGUCCUAGAAAAAAAUGAGCCCUUCAGUUUUACGACUGUCAUUAAGAAAUCAUUGCUAACAUUCCCCAAACUUGAGGACAAUGAGGCAUUCCAAGAUAGCCUGUCUCUUCUUGCAGAAGAUCUCACUUAUCAUGUCUCUGGAUUUCCUGACCCUUUGCCCAAUGUCUUGGCCCCAAGAAUUGACAUUCAACUGGAGAUUCUCUCGGUUGGUCCCUUGUUUGGACGCUAUUGGUAUGAUAAAAAUGGUUCAGCAUCUGAACAGGAAACGCCAUAUCAUGCCACGGCUGCUGAAUAUACAGAAAAGCAACUCCUUAUAAAUGUAUCUGCACAACUCAGUCUUGCUGGAAAAGGUUACAGUAACUUCUCUGUGCUUUUUCUGGAGGGUCUUUAUGAUCCACAUGUUGGGAAAAUGUAUCUAAUUGGUUGCAGAGAUGUGAGAGCAUCAUGGAAGGUCUUAUAUCAGAGUUAUGAUCUUGAGGCUGGAAUGGACUGUUUGAUUGAGGUGGUUGUGGCUUAUCCUCCUACCACAACUCGGUGGCUAGUCGAUCCUAGAGCCACAAUAUCAAUAGAAAGUCAAAGGAAUGAUGAUGAUUCCCUUAGAUUCGAUCCUAUAAAGCUCAAAACGUUUCCAAUCAUAUACAGGAAGCAACGUGAGGAUGUUCUCUCACGCAGAGGUGUUGAAGGGAUUCUUCGACUCUUGACACUUUCAUUUGCAAUUGGGUGCAUUUUAAGCCAACUGUUUUAUAUACAACAUAGUGUGGAUUCUCUUCCAUAUAUAUCUCUAGUGGUUCUUGGUGUUCAAGCUCUUGGGUAUACUAUUCCUUUGGUCACAGGUGCAGAGGCACUCUUUAAGAAAAUGGUUUCCGAAUCUUAUGAUGUGUCAUCUAGUGAAUUGGAGAGCAGUGAGUGGCUCCAUGUCAUUGAUUACUCUGUGAAACUGUUGUUGAUUGUAUCAUUGCUGAUAACUCUGCGACUUUUUCAGAAGGUAUGGAAGUCUCGCAUCAGAUUGCAAACACGUUCCCCUCUUGAGCCUCAUCGAGUCCCUAGUGAUAAAUGGGUAUUUCUUUGUACCUUUUUCAUGCAUGUGAUAGGGUAUGUUAUUGUUUUAAUAGUUCAUGGCACAAAGACCAGUCAGAAGGAUCUUAUAGCGAAGACAUAUGUGGUUGAUGGAGGAAAUUCUCAUCCAUUGCCGGUAUGGGCAACAAAAUUGCAAGAAUAUGUAGGUCUUGUUGAAGACUUUUUCUUGCUUCCUCAAAUCAUUGGGAAUCUAUUCUGGCAUAUCCAUUGCAAACCUCUCAGAAAACUAUAUUUUAUUGGAAUCACUGUGGUCAGACUUCUUCCUCAUAUAUAUGAUUGCAUCAGAGCUCCAGUUUCAAAUCCUUACUUCUCUGAGGACUCUGAAUUUGUCAAUCCAAAUUUGGAUUUUUACUCCAAAUUUGGGGAUAUUGCUAUUUCUGUGACUGCUGUUGUUCUUGCAAUUGUGGUCUAUAUUCAACAAAGAUGGAGCUAUGAGAAACUGAGUCAGUUUCUGACAUUUGGAAAAUAUAAGCUUCUCCCAACUUUCAAAUACCAAAGAUUGUCUUCUGGGUCUUGUGAAUCUGAACUAGUCCCUGGUAUCAAUGGUAGUGCUGCAAAAGAGAAUGAGCAAGUUGAUGUAGAGUGAUGUAAACUUAAGAAUUACUGACUAACAACACCUGUUGUACGCCCAUGUAUGAAAAAUAGGUAAGACUUUUGGGUGGAUGCAUUAUUUUGUAUGAUGUUGCCCAUGUACUGAAUAAUCAAGUGAAUUUUGUUGUGAUUUUACACUCUU